GGGGCCUGUGCGCCCCGGGAAGGGAGGGGAAGAGGUAGGAACAGCAGUGAGGUGACCACAAGCUAACUGCGGGCGACUGACGAGAUAUUGGAGUUAUCUGCUUGUGAAACAGUGAAACCUGCAGAACUAUGGAUGAUACAAAAACUUCAGUUGAUACUAAAGAGCACCCUGAUAGUGAGGUACAGAAAUAUCGAGUCAUAACCCUGAAAGAGUGGCAGGACAACUGGGUAAAUCACAAAAUUGGAUUUCAUCAAGCCGAAGGACAUCAGCUAUUAAGGAAGCAUUUGGAUACUUUUCUUAAAGGGGAGAGUGGACUGAGAGUGUUUUUUCCUCUUUGUGGAAAAGCAGUGGAGAUGAAAUGGUUUGCAGAUCUGGGACACAGUGUAGUUGGUGUUGAAAUCAGUGAACUUGGAAUACGGGAAUUUUUUAUGGAGCAGAACCUUACUUACUCAGAAGAACCAAUCACUGAAAUUCCUGGUGCAAAAGUAUUUAAGAGUUCUUCAGGGAAUAUUUUGCUGUACUGCUGCAACAUUUUUGAUCUGCCCAGAGCAAAUGUUGGUAAAUUUGACAGGAUUUGGGAUAGAGGAGCAUUUGUCGCUGUGAAUCCAAGUGACCGAGGACGCUACGCAGGUGUGAUGCUGUCCCUCCUGAGGAAAGGGUUUCUCUACCUCAUGUCUGUUUUCUCUUAUGACCCAACAAAAUACGAAGGCCCACCAUUUUAUGUUCCACAUUCUGAAAUUCAAGCACUCUUUGGUACAAAAUGCAACAUUCUUUGCCUUGAAAAGGUUGAUGCUCUUGAAAAACUGAAUGUGGGAAGUGACUACUUUUUUGAAAAAUUGUAUCUGCUGACAGAAAAGUAGAGGAUGAAUCAACAAAAUCGAGGAACAUCAAUACUUUAUUACAUUUUUGAGGAACUGAAAAUUUGGGGACAGCUUGAAAAUACAAUGGAUGACUUUUUUAAAAAAGUUUUUACAAGUCAUAAAUCUUUGCUCAAAAAUGUAUAUAACUUUUUAGUUAUAUACAUUUAACAUUUUAUAUACAUAUAAAAAAGUUUUUACAAGUCAUAAAUCUUUGCUCAAAAAUGUAUAUAACUUACCAUGUCAAAGUAGAUCUUUGGAGAGAAUUAUAUAGUCAUGUCUUGUUAACAAAAUGCAAGAAUUUCUAUAGUCCUCAUAUUUCUUAUACAAUGAAGAAAUUAAAGAAACAAAAUGCAUAUAUCUUAAAGAAAUAGAACAAAAACCCUUUAUAUGAAAUUUAGAACCAUUGAAAAAAUGUAGUCCAAAUAAUUAUUAAAAAGACUAGCUUUUACUAUAGACCUUCAUCUUACAUGCAAAUCCUAAAACCCAUUUUCAUGUUUUCUUCAUAUAUAAUUUUAUAUGUGACUGACUAAAGAAACAUAAAAAUUCUAAUCAAACUCGCCUAUAUACAACAAAAUAUUUUUUCCAAGUGCAAGAAUAAAGCUUUUUUUGAGUUUA
Molecule: messenger RNA, 1475 nt
Organism: Cavia porcellus (domestic guinea pig)
Lineage: Eukaryota; Metazoa; Chordata; Mammalia; Rodentia; Caviidae
Gene: Tpmt
Product: thiopurine S-methyltransferase
Exons: 9
Coding region: 129-860 (243 amino acids)
Molecular function (GO): thiopurine S-methyltransferase activity
Source: RefSeq, a predicted model, not a curated record